AUGAGAGAUGACAAUUCAAGCAAGAACAAGCUGUCAUGGUCCAAGACCCUUGUUAGGAAGUGGUUCAACAUCAAAACAAAGGCGAAGGACUUCCAUUCGGAUUAUGCAGCUGACGAAGUGGGAGUGCAGUGGAGGACCAGCUUCUCAGAUAGAGAUGCAUGCAAAUCCAAGAAAAGUAGGACAGAGAGGUUGCCGAAGAGGAAUGUGGAGCGAGAUGGUAGAGUAGGAAACGGAUUUGAUGGUGCUUAUAUUACAAACACACAGGACUACAGGGUCUUCGUUGGUACAUGGAAUGUGGGCGGAAGGUCACCAUCUAGUCAUUUGAAUCUGGAAGACUGGCUUCAUACUUCUCCUGCUGCUGAUAUAUAUGUGAUAGGGUUUCAGGAAAUUGUUCCCUUGAAUGCUGGUAAUGUUCUAUUGACUGAAGACAAUGGUCCGGCGAAGAAAUGGGUUUCUCUUGUUAGAAAAACUCUCAAUAAUCUUGAUCAACAAGGCUCUGGUGUCUAUAAUUACCACACCCCCUCACCAGCUCCAGAUCCAAUUGUGGAGCUCAAUGUUGACUUUGAGCGAUCAUCAAGAAAGCAAAGGAACUCGUCAUUUUCCCAUCGACGUUCAUUCCAAUCCUUCAAUCGUAGUUCAAGGAUUGACAUGAUGGAUCCACACUCGUUAGUGGACCGUCGAUUCAGUGUUUGUGACCGGAUUAGCUUCGGGAGCAGGCCAAGUGAUGUUGACACCAGUAUGAGGUGUGGUGGGUCAUCUGAUGAUGAGAAUAUUGACGAGGAAUCACCUAGUGGUAUAUUCUUCCCACCAAUGCCAUGUGCAUAUGGUGCUCCACUAUGCACUGAUUCUAGGUAUUGCUUAGUUGCCAGCAAGCAAAUGGUUGGAAUUUUCCUCAUGGUGUGGGUACGAAGUGAUAUAAGAGAGCAUGUGAAAAACUUGAAGGUUUCAUGUGUUGGUAGAGGACUGAUGGGCUACCUUGGAAACAAGGGAUCCAUAUCAAUCAGUAUGUCUCUGCAUCAGACAAGCUUCUGCUUUGUUUGCACUCACUUAACAUCAGGCCAAAAAGAUGGUGAUCAACUUAGACGAAAUGCAGAUGUAGUGGAAAUCUUGAGGAAGACCAGAUUCCCGCAUGUUCAUGGAGCAGGUGACAAGAAGUCACCAGAGACAAUUCUGGAUCAUGAUCGUAUUAUUUGGCUUGGGGACCUGAAUUACCGGAUAGCUCUUUCCUACCGCUCAGUUAAGGCUUUAGUUGAGAUGCACAACUGGAAACAGUUGUUGGAAAAGGACCAGCUUCGCAUAGAGCAACGAUUCGGUCGGGUCUUUGCAGGCUGGAAAGAAGGGAGGAUUUACUUUCCUCCCACGUACAAAUACUCAUACAACUCUGAUAGAUAUGCUGGCGAUGACAUGCAUCCAAAUGAGAAGCGAAGGACACCGGCAUGGUGUGACCGGAUUCUAUGGUACGGACGAGGUCUAAUUCAAUUAUGCUACGUGCGCGGCGAGUCUCGGUUCUCGGAUCACAGACCUGUGUACAGCAUUUUCACAGCAGAGGUUCAGAUUCCGAACCAAGCUCAGUUUGGCGGCAUCACUCGUUCUGCCUCCCUCCUGGGGCUGGACGAGCUACCAUACCCGACUUAUCCACGCAGUUACAUGGACAUAAAUUUUUACUGA
Messenger RNA from Miscanthus lutarioriparius, 1668 nucleotides. The record is from the annotation of a GenBank genome assembly. Lineage: Eukaryota; Viridiplantae; Streptophyta; Magnoliopsida; Poales; Poaceae.